UUUCAGGCAAAUAACGCACGUUACGGUUGCUCAGUGGGUGACCGCAUCCAACAUUCAAGGUUUGGGCUGAGAGCAGGAGAAAAUCGAUGGUUUCCACUCGGCUUGUUUUGAGAUUUGUUAACCACGCGAUGUUCGAUUCAUGCUGAGUUGAAAAGAAAGAACGAAAAACUCUCCCUUAAAGCCACGGCUCGGUUCGGUGGUUAAAGCACCACUGCCCAGUCCUGACUAGCACUUUUCCCUUUGCGCCUAGGCGGGGCGCUGGUCCCCGCCCGUGAACACGGACGGAGCUGGCGACAGGUGCACGCCUGGGGCUGGCCUGGCUUUCGUGCUCACUUGCCAGCGGUGAGAAAUGGGCUUCCGAUGUGCCGGGGCCAGUCAUUCGAUUAGACUUUGAAAAACGGCUGCUCUGAACAGGGGCCAUAUAAGCUCCGCGGGGAGCGCAGGGGCCAGUGGAGCCGAGCUCAGCCCGGCUCACGCCUCGGAGCAGCGGCAGCUCCCGGCUCUGCCCCCGGCCGCAGAACAGCCCGAGCGGAGGCUCCUGCUGCCCCCGCCUCGCUCGCCGCCCACCAUGGGCUGCGGCCAGGGCGCCUCUCUCCCGGCUCCUGCGGGCAGCGCGCCCGAGCCCCGGCCCCGGCCCCGGCCCCAGCCCCGCGCUUAGCCGGCGCCAUGGGGGGCGGCUGCGAGAACAGCAGCGCGCCCAGCGGGGAGGGCGAGGCGUGGGCGGGGUCCCCGUGCGACGAGCGCCUCUGCAGCUCCCUGCCGCUGCCCGCGCUCAUCCCGGUCACCGCCGUGUGCCUCGGCCUCUUCGCGGUGGGGGUGGCGGGGAACGUGCUGACCGUGCUGAUCCUGCGGCGCUGCCGGGAGCUGAAGACCACCACCAACCUGUACCUGGGCAGCAUGGCCGUGUCCGACCUGCUCAUCCUGCUGGGGCUGCCCUUCGACCUCUACCGCCUCUGGCGCUCCCGGCCCUGGAUCUUCGGCCAGCUGCUCUGCCGCCUCUCCUACUACCUGAGCGAGGCCUGCACCUACUGCACCAUCCUGCACAUCACGGCGCUCACCGUGGAGCGCUACCUGGCCAUCUGCUUCCCGCUCAAGGCCAAGGUGGUGAUCACCAAGCGCCGCGUCAAGGCGGUGAUCGGGGCCCUGUGGGCCUUCGCCCUGCUCUCGGCCGGGCCCUUCUUCUUCCUGGUGGGCGUGGAGCAGCGGGACAACCAGACCGACUUCAGCCGCGAGUGCCGGCUCACGCCGCUGGCCACCGAGUCCGGCCUGCUGGGCAUCAUGUUGUGGGUCACCACCAGCUACUUCAUCCUGCCUGUCCUCUGCCUCAACGUGCUCUACGGCCUCAUCGGCAGGGCGCUGUGGAGGAGCAAGGUCCGGCCCCAGGGCCCCAACGCAGCCCUCAGGGAGAAGGGGCACAGACAGACCAUCAGGAUCCUGGCUGUGGUGGUUCUGGCGUUUAUAAUUUGCUGGUUGCCAUUCCAUGUGGGCAGGAUCAUAUUUAUAAACACUCUGGAUACCAGCAUGAUGCUUUUCUCCCAGUACUUUAAUAUAUUCGCUUUGCAGCUUUUCUAUCUGAGCGCAUCCAUCAACCCAAUCCUCUACAACCUCAUUUCAAAGAAAUACAGGGCAGCCGUCUACAAACUACUGCUCCCACGCAGAUCUGGAGAAAGGGCUUUCAGUGCUACCCGAGAUACUGGUGGUUACACUGAGACCAGCACUAGCAUAAAAAAAGAGUAUGUAACCCACUUCUGAGACUGCUUCACGGAUGGACUUCUAGAGAGAGAAUCUAUAAAGGAAGGGCAGUAAUUUCUAGCAUUAUAGUCAUAAGAGACUAGAUUUUUGUUUUGCUAUUUGUGGAGUUUUAUAAUUCUUUGUACUGUAUUUUUUCUUACUACUUGUAUUGUUCUGUUAACAGAGAAAAUGACUAGGCAACUUAGAAUCGUGAGACUGGCCUAGAACUAGUGAAAGGCAACAAAAUAGCAAAGGGCAAGGUGACAUCAAUUACCUAGAAAACCCCAUUGUUAACUUAUUACAUGUCAAUCGGUAAAAAUUGCUAUGUGCAAUGUUUAGGACGGUCUGUGAGAGACAGUGCCAAAUAUUGAGGUUCUUCUGUUUGGGUUUGAUAGCCAAGGAACCUCCAAGAACACCCUUGCCCUUUUGAAAUUGAUUUCUCAUUAACAAGAUCUUACAAAUUAUAAGGCCCAACUGCAAGGAGGUUUGUGCAGGUGCAGGGGUCCAUCCAUAUGAGUGUCCUGCAAGAUUGGAGUUUAAGAUUUUAGGGUCUAAUUGUGCAAACCUGAGUAAUUUUACUCACAUGACUAGUGUCACCAAGCUCCCCCAAGUAAAGUUGCUCAUGUGCAUGCUUGUUUCUAGGAUCAGUCCCUUAGGCAUGACCUGUACAAUUUAAGGCGUCUCUAAUAUAUAUAAUAUGGACCAAUCCUCUGUAAUAAUUUUAAUAGCAGUGUUGUUCCUUAUUAAAUAUAUACAAUAAUUAGCUCACAUUAGGUUAACUUUCUACUUGUGACUGAGACCACAAAUUUUAAACCCAGACUAAAACAAGAUGCUUUAGUGAGGAAUGUGGUGGAGUCAGGCAAAGCUGUAGGAAGACAAGGUAUCGUUAUCUACGGAAAGUCAAAGCAUAUUGCUUAUACAUGAAGAGCCAAAUUCUUCUUUCAGUUACAUUGAUGUAAAUGUGGAACAACUCCACUGAAACCAAUGGAGUUAAGCUGCAUUCACAUCAGCGUAAUUGAUCACAUGGCUAUACUUUAAGUUAUGUUUUAACACGUUAGUUAACCCAUGUUAACUACCGUGGUUGUGUAUCCUUAGUGUAGUAACAUGUGUGUGUCCUGUCUACACUAAUGUUUACAAUGGUAUGAGUGGACAUGUUAAAACAUGACUCAAAAAUUCCAGCACAGACUUCCCCAGAAAGCAGCGUUUGACUCAAACCCUUCCCAGGCGUUAAAAUUCUCAGACAAAACAGUUAGUUUAACGAAAGGGAGCACUGGCUGGCUAGAGGAAAGGCCACGGGGCAGAGGAGCCAGUUAGCUCAUGGCAUGCCAUACACAUACAGCCUUUGCCUUGCAGCAACUUCGCACCCCUGCAAGGCUGGAUUUUUUGCCCUUCAAAAUGUUAAAUUAACAACAGAACAAAGAAUAGUUGCUAGUUUGUGGGUUUGAUAGAACACGUCAUUUUGUCCUGUGAACUUUGUAAAUAAAUAGAGGUAUAUAAAACAAAGCCUUGUGACACUGAUUUGUGAGCUUCACAAGAUGAUACUAAUUUGUCUAAUCUAGAUCGGAUAAUCCCACAUUGUGGCCUGCUGAGAGCUGGCGGGUUACAUGGUGCUGGCGCCUCCUUUCCAUUUCCACUUGCUAAAUGUUAUUGAAAGACCUGCUAAAAGCACUUUAAAUGCUUCCUCGGUGUUACUUUUCCUUGUGAGCAAUUCCUGUAGCUUCCACAGGGAUAUUACAUGAUCAUAGGUAGGAGGAGGAGAGGCCCUGCUGAACACAAACAAGAGGGGAGGUCCCCCACGUGAUUAUGAAUAGAAUGGAAAACCAUCCACCAGACACACCCUAUAUAAAAUGUGCUCCUCACUUUGAAGAAGUGGCAGCAGCUCCGUUCUGUCUGAUCUGUAGCAUUUAUGGCACCCCAGCCACUGUAAUGUCAGCAUAACCCGUUAGUGCUGGGACACUGCAUUCCUGCUCCAUAUUAGCUGCUGGCAAGCUAUUUAGAAGUUGCCUUGUUUCUUACUCAUGGUACACCUUGGGCUG
This is a messenger RNA of Mauremys mutica (yellowpond turtle), 3767 nucleotides long. It is a transcript of the gene MLNR, whose product is annotated as motilin receptor. Lineage: Eukaryota; Metazoa; Chordata; Testudines; Geoemydidae. Gene Ontology annotation, biological process: G protein-coupled receptor signaling pathway. The record is from RefSeq and is a predicted model, not a curated record. Gene Ontology annotation, cellular component: plasma membrane. The coding region runs from base 667 to 1752 and encodes 361 amino acids. Gene Ontology annotation, molecular function: G protein-coupled peptide receptor activity. The transcript has 2 exons.